Messenger RNA from Trichoderma atroviride IMI 206040, 1929 nucleotides. RefSeq lists its product as uncharacterized. Gene Ontology annotation, cellular component: nucleus; elongator holoenzyme complex; cytoplasm. NCBI's taxonomy places the organism in Eukaryota, Fungi, Ascomycota, Sordariomycetes, Hypocreales, Hypocreaceae. The record is from RefSeq and is a predicted model, not a curated record. Gene Ontology annotation, molecular function: acyltransferase activity, transferring groups other than amino-acyl groups; iron-sulfur cluster binding. Gene Ontology annotation, biological process: tRNA wobble base 5-methoxycarbonylmethyl-2-thiouridinylation.
AAUGGAUCCGCUUUUGGCGUCCGUUUUCAAACCUUGAAAAAUUGCCCCCACUAGAGCGAUAGUCCACCAAAAGUUCUUAUCGACAUCAACGGGAGGGGCACUAAAUAUCAACCUUCUAUUGCUUCAACCACGCUUGAGUCGGCCUUUUCAAAGUUGAUUUGUCGCCAUUAUCAACGAGUACAAGGUCAGCUGGAAAGAAAAUCAACGAAUAUGGCGACGGCCACGAUUACGGCGACUGCUACGUCGCAGAAAAAGACUGUCGAGCUUGCGCCAGAGAGCGAGCGCUUCCUGCGGUGCUGCGCAGAUCUCGCCAACGCUUUGAUUGAAGAUCAUGAGGCUACCAAGAAUGGACGACCGGGAAGAGAUAUCAACCUCAACUCUCUGCGCGCGAAGCUGGCCAAGAAGCACAAGCUGGCCAAUAUUCCUCCUCUUACGGCCAUCAUUGCUGCAAUUCCCGAACACUACAAGAAAUACAUCCUCCCUAAGCUGAUUGCAAAGCCGAUCCGAACAUCUUCUGGUAUUGCUGUUGUCGCUGUCAUGUGCAAGCCGCAUCGAUGCCCACACAUUGCCUACACUGGCAACAUUUGCGUUUACUGCCCAGGAGGACCCGAUUCAGAUUUCGAAUACAGCACACAAUCCUAUACCGGAUACGAGCCCACCUCAAUGAGAGCUAUCCGCGCUCGUUACGACCCAUUCGAGCAGGCGCGAGGCCGAGUGGAUCAGCUCAAGUCCCUGGGACACUCUGUGGACAAAGUUGAAUAUAUCAUCAUGGGAGGAACCUUUAUGUCGCUACCUGAGUCAUACCGAGAGGACUUCAUUGCCCAACUACAUAAUGCCCUGAGUGGAUAUCAGACAUCCAAGGUUGAUGAGGCGGUCGAGGCCGGAGAAAUGAGCAACAUCAAAUGCGUAGGCAUCACCAUCGAGACACGGCCGGAUUACUGCCUGCAGCCUCAUCUUACGGACAUGCUGAGAUACGGCUGCACACGAUUGGAGAUUGGAGUGCAGUCUCUGUAUGAAGAUGUUGCCCGAGACACAAACCGAGGCCAUACGGUGGCGGCCGUGGCAGAGACAUUCUGCUUGGCCAAGGAUGCAGGCUACAAGGUCGUCAGCCAUAUGAUGCCUGAUUUGCCCAACGUGGGGAUGGAGCGUGAUCUUGACCAAUUCAGAGAAUAUUUUGAAAACCCUGCUUUCAGAACUGAUGGUUUGAAAAUUUACCCGACUCUAGUUAUUCGAGGCACCGGCCUCUAUGAGCUGUGGCGGACGGGAAGAUACCAAAAUUACACACCCAACGAACUUAUCGAUCUGGUGGCACGGAUAAUGGCCCUCAUCCCCCCAUGGACUCGUAUCUACCGUGUCCAGCGAGAUAUUCCCAUGCCUCUAGUCACCUCUGGUGUCGAGAACGGAAAUCUGCGCGAGCUGGCAUUGGCAAGGAUGAAGGACUUCGGUACCACAUGCCGAGACGUAAGAACUAGAGAAGUCGGAGUCAAUGAAGUCAAGCACAAGAUUAGGCCAAACCAGAUCGAACUGGUUCGCCGAGACUAUGCUGCCAACGGCGGAUGGGAGACAUUCCUCGCUUAUGAAGAUCCAAAGCAGGAUAUUCUCGUCGCUCUCCUGCGGCUCCGAAAGUGCACCGAAAAAUACACUUACCGAGAGGAACUGAUUGGUCAGCCUACCAGUAUGAUUCGAGAGCUUCACGUUUACGGUACUGCUGUGCCAAUUCAUGCGCGUGACCCCCGCAAGUUCCAGCACCAAGGUUUCGGUACACUGCUUAUGGAAGAGGCGGAGCGGAUAGCAAGAGAGGAGCACGGCAGUGACAAGAUAAGCGUCAUCUCGGGCGUUGGUGUGAGGAGCUAUUACAAGAAGCUCGGCUACUGGCUGGAUGGACCGUAUAUGAGCAAGUGGCUCGACGGACGUGAGCAGAAGCCAUGA